Molecule: messenger RNA, 1191 nt
Organism: Miscanthus lutarioriparius
Lineage: Eukaryota; Viridiplantae; Streptophyta; Magnoliopsida; Poales; Poaceae
Source: the annotation of a GenBank genome assembly
AUGGAUACCACCAGCAAGAAAGCCUAUGGGGUUGCCAUCAUCAUACAGCUCAUCAACACCGGCAUGUACGUCGUCUCCAAGGCGGCAUUCAACCAUGGCAUGAGCACCUACGUCUUCAUCUUUUACCGCCAGGCGGCGGCCACUGCGCUGUUGCUGCCCCUAGCCGUUGUUCUUGAAAGGACAAAUGCACCACCCAUGUCAUUCAGGUUGUUUCUGAAGCUGUUCUUCUAUGCAUUGCUUGGCAACACAUUGAGCAUGAAUCUGUACGACAUAAGCCUCAAAUACACCUCUGCAACCGUGGCAUCGGCAACAAGCAACUCUGUCCCUGUGGUCACCUUCUUUCUGGCUGUCCUGUUAAGGCUGGAAGUGGUUCGGCUGAGAAGCCCGUCAGGCAUGGCGAAGGCGGCGGGCGUGGUGCUGUGCCUAGCCGGGGUCCUGACCAUCGCCCUGUACACGGGUCCCUCGAUGAGCCCGGUGAACCACCACCGCGCCUUCGCCGCGCACCAUCCACAUCCUCAAGCUCAUGCUGAUGGCGGCGGCAAGGGGACAUGGAUCAAGGGCACGUUCCUGAUGCUGCUGUCCAACACGACGUGGUCCCUCUGGAUCGUGCUGCAGGCGUCGCUGCUCAAGGAGUACCCCAACAAGCUGCUGUCCACGCUGGUGCAGUGCGGCCUCAGCACCGCCCAGUCCUUCCUCCUCGCCGUCGCCGUCGCCGUCGAGCGCGACCCCGCCGCCUGGAAGCUGCAGCUCGACGUCGGCCUCCUCGCCGCCGCCUACUCCGGUCUUGUGGUGACGGGCGUGUCGUUCUACCUGCAGGCGUGGUGCAUCGAGAAGCGCGGGCCCGUGUUCCUGGCCAUGUCCAACCCGCUGGGCCUCCUGCUCACCAUCUUCUUCUCCUCCUUCUUCCUCGGCGAGAUCGUGCGCCUCGGCAGCCUCCUCGGCAGCGGCCUCCUCGUCGGAGGGCUCUACAGCGUCCUCUGGGGCAAGAGCAAGGACCACCUCCACCAGAAGCAGAGUCAUCAGGAGCAGGCACCGAAAACUCUGGCCACCGCCAGCAACGAUGGCCAUGACGACGACGAGGAGAAGCAGCAGCCGGCAAAGGCGGUGCAGAACACGGGCGGCGGUGACGAGAAGCAGCUCAAGGACUUGUUUGCAAUGGAGGCAUCGCCAUUGCGCCAUCAGUCCGGAUGA